AUGCAACGACCAUAUCGGGAUGGGUGUGCGCUACAACCCCGAAAGAAGAAGAUAGGGAACUACUACUCGACGCCUAUAUUCUCUUUCCGGUGUAAAUGCCAUCUUUGUUCUGGUUGGUUCCAAUCCACAUGGAUCCAAACAACACGCGUUAUGUCGUUUUCUCAGGAGCGAGGCAGAAAGAUGAGGAGUGGAAUCCAGAGGGGAAUGGGGUUCGCCAUACACGAUACUGAUGAGAAAGCGGAGAACGCGGACCCCCUCGCUGCAUUGGAAAAGUCAACAUAUACGCAGAACCACAAUAAGAAUGACAUCAGCAAGCUUAACUGGAGGUAUCCACCUCGCAUACAUCUUUCAUAA
Messenger RNA from Marasmius oreades (fairy-ring Marasmius), 354 nucleotides. RefSeq lists its product as uncharacterized. NCBI's taxonomy places the organism in Eukaryota, Fungi, Basidiomycota, Agaricomycetes, Agaricales, Marasmiaceae. Gene Ontology annotation, biological process: mRNA splicing, via spliceosome. The coding region runs from base 1 to 354 and encodes 117 amino acids. The transcript has 4 exons. The record is from RefSeq and is a predicted model, not a curated record.